AUGCACAAUCAUUCCCACUAAUAGUUUAAUAAAGUGUAUAAUUUUUUUCAAAUUAAAACAGCUAAACACACACAACCACAUUCAAAAAGGGGUUAAGCAUUGAAGAAUAUUCUAAGAAAAUUUGUUUCUCUUCUUACAGAAGUAAAAGCGACUCUCUCUCUCAUUAAGCAUCAAAGGAGUUUCGUUUUUCUUGCUUUGCUGUUACAUUCUUCAGGAAAAAGGCGUUACCUUUACUCUCUCUGCAUCAACGAGGAAGCGUGUAGAGCUAAAGGAGCUGAAUUUGAGAGAUUUUUUUGUUUUGUUUCUGGGUUUGUUCAAAGAUGCAAAUUUUUAGUUGUUUCUGCUGUGGAAAAGGAUUUGAUCGGUAUGUAUGGAGUUUUAAUCUUGAUUUUCAACUUGAUUUGCUGGUUUAUGGGUUUUAUCUAGUUUCUCCAUUGUUUUGUUCUUCAGAAAUUUGUUCUUGCUUUGAUCCGUUUUGCUAUUCUUCUUUAUUAGGGUUUUGAGAUUUAUAUCAUUUCUCGAGCCUAUUCAUGUUCAAAAUUUAUUUCUUGGUGUAAAGUUUGGAACUUUCGAACAAUAAUCUACUGUUUGAUAAGCUUAAGUUGCAGAUUUGAUAAACCCAAGAAGAAAGUAAUGUUAAUUUGGUUUGAUGUGACAACUUUACACAGGCAAAAGAAGGUGAAAACGGAGCCAUCGUGGAGGAUCUUUUCACUCAAGGAACUUCACGCAGCAACAAACAGUUUUAAUUACGAUAACAAGCUCGGUGAAGGCAGAUUUGGCAGUGUGUAUUGGGGUCAGCUAUGGGAUGGAUCUCAAAUUGCAGUCAAGAGAUUGAAGGCAUGGAGUAGCAGAGAAGAGAUAGAUUUUGCUGUAGAAGUCGAGAUUCUUGCUCGUAUCCGUCACAAGAAUCUAUUGAGUGUACGAGGUUACUGUGCAGAAGGACAAGAACGACUCAUUGUAUAUGAUUACAUGCCAAAUUUGAGCUUGGUCUCUCAUCUUCAUGGUCAACAUUCAUCUGAGUCGCUUCUUGAUUGGACUAGGCGGAUGAAUAUUGCUGUAUCUUCUGCUCAGGCGAUUGCCUACUUGCAUCAUUUUGCAACACCUAGAAUAGUCCAUGGAGAUGUGAGAGCAAGCAAUGUGCUGCUAGAUUCUGAGUUUGAAGCUCGGGUUACAGAUUUCGGAUACGAUAAGCUGAUGCCAGAUGAUGGAGCUAACAAAAGCACCAAGGGUAAUAACAUUGGGUAUCUCUCACCAGAAUGUAUCGAAUCUGGAAAAGAAUCAGACAUGGGAGAUGUGUAUAGUUUCGGUGUUCUUUUGCUGGAGCUUGUAACUGGUAAGAGACCUACAGAGAGGGUAAACUUAACAACAAAGAGGGGUAUUACCGAAUGGGUUUUACCUCUUGUUUACGAAAGAAAGUUUGGUGAAAUUGUGGAUCAAAGGCUGAAUGGGAAGUAUGUGGAAGAAGAGCUGAAAAGGAUAGUUUUGGUUGGUCUCAUGUGUGCUCAGAGGGAGUCAGAGAAGAGACCAACAAUGUCUGAAGUUGUGGAGAUGCUAAUGAUUGAAUCAAAGGAGAAAAUGGCUCAGCUUGAAGCUAAUCCACUCUUCAAUGGAAACAAUGAUGGUGAAGUUAUAGAUGAAAGCUCAGAGAUCAUUUCUGAAGUGAGAGAUCAUCAAUAA
This is a messenger RNA of Arabidopsis thaliana (thale cress), 1677 nucleotides long. RefSeq names its product Protein kinase superfamily protein. Bases 634 to 1677 code for a protein of 347 amino acids. The record is from RefSeq and is marked reviewed. The transcript has 3 exons. Gene Ontology annotation, cellular component: plasma membrane. Gene Ontology annotation, molecular function: protein tyrosine kinase activity; ATP binding; nucleotide binding. Lineage: Eukaryota; Viridiplantae; Streptophyta; Magnoliopsida; Brassicales; Brassicaceae.